Platichthys flesus (European flounder) is the source of this 6859-nucleotide messenger RNA. It is a transcript of the gene asxl2, whose product is annotated as ASXL transcriptional regulator 2. The transcript has 12 exons. Bases 717 to 4256 code for a protein of 1179 amino acids. Gene Ontology annotation, cellular component: PR-DUB complex. Gene Ontology annotation, biological process: positive regulation of transcription by RNA polymerase II; animal organ morphogenesis. Gene Ontology annotation, molecular function: DNA binding; peroxisome proliferator activated receptor binding; chromatin binding. NCBI's taxonomy places the organism in Eukaryota, Metazoa, Chordata, Actinopteri, Pleuronectiformes, Pleuronectidae. The record is from RefSeq and is a predicted model, not a curated record.
GAUCAUUCCAAAAAUACAUGGCGGCCUCUGUGGAGACGACCCGCUCCUUAUGUAAAUAUAAAGUUUUUAAAUAUAAAGGGUCCAUUCCAUGGUAAAGAAAACAAUAAUUUGUGCAAUUUAAACGAAACACACUGGUGAAAACAUCACUGGGAUUAUUUUAAAUUCAAUUCCUGCUAAUAGAUUUCACCUAAAUCUCACACACUGAACCUUUAACUGCAUCUGGGUCAAUAUUCUCCUCCCUGCGUCUUUAUUCCCAGUGGCCCCAGAGAUGGAGCGUGAUCGGGGGGCCUCUAAAGUUUCACAUUUAACUCAAACGCUUGAUGAACUGUUGCUUGAAUUUGUAGCUACUGUAACCGUGAGCCAAAAAAAAACAAACAAACAUGUGAAGGAAGUUUGCUGCUGUGGAUUUGCUGCCUUAUUUUUAUUCUCCCGCAGCUGAGGAAUCGUGCAAAGUCCAUGUGCUUAACGAAAAUAAACUGAAAUGAUCUCCUGCAGUUUUCCUGUCGUCCUGGUCCCGAUCUGCAUUUGACAGCUAAAAUAAACACGUGUGUGUGUCCGUGUGUGUGAACCUGGGAUCUAUAUACAGUAAGAUGACGUUUCCCUCGCGGUCACAUGACUCUGUACAGUAAGUCCAACAUGGCAGACCGAGUGGAUCUUACGCGGUAACUACAGCAACAUUUCCACCGAGGCGCACGAAGCCGACAGGUCGAGCCAGGAUGAGGGAGCGACCGAAGAGGAAGAAGGGCCGGACGUGGGCGGAAGCCGCUAAAACGGUGUUGGAGAAAUACCCGAACACGCCCAUGAGCCAUAAAGAGAUCCUGCAGGUGAUCCAGAGAGAAAGACUUAAAGAAAUAAGUGGAACUUCACCGCUGGCAUGUCUGAAUGCGAUGCUGCACACAAACUCUCGUGGCGAGGAGGGGAUUUUCUACAAAGUUCCAGGCAGAAUGGGAGUCUACACGUUAAAGAAGGACAUCUCAGACGUGGCGAAGGAGCUGUCUGAGGAGAGCUCCGACGAGAGCAGCGACAACCUUUCAGACUCCAGAAGCUCAGAAAACAACAGCAUCUCCCAGGAGGGCAGGAGAGGACGCUGGAUGCGCAGAGUUCCCUCCAAGCUGCAGUCACAGCCGUCGUCUCCUCAGCCUCGAUGCUCGUCGCCCUCCGUCCCCUCCAGUAAGCUCAUCUCGCCCUCGCAGAAACACAGCAAGAAAGCUCUGAAACAGGCCUUGAAGCAGCAGCAGCAGAGAAACCAGCGCAGACAGGUGGGCAUGCCAACCACCUCCAGUCCCAGACUGCUCCUGAAAACCAUCAAAGACAUGACUGACAACAUAACUACAAAGGCUGCAGACUUAGGUCAUCCGGUCGUACCCAGGAAGGUUCCACAGAGGGCAGGACGCAUCAGUGCAGGACAGAUCAAACGUACCAAGUGUACCAUCGACGUGGAGACUCCAGACUCGAUCCUGGUGAACACCAACCUGCGGGCGAUCAUCAACAAGCACACCUUCUCUGUCCUGUCCUCCGACUGCCAGCAGAGGCUGCUCAAACUUCUGCCUGAAGUUGACCGGCAGGCUUGUAUGGACGGACUUCUCAAGGUCACGAGUUCUGCACUAAACAACGAGUUCUUCACAUCAGCGGCUCAGUCUUGGAAAGAGAGACUGUCUGAGGGCGAAUUCACGCCGGAGUUGCAGCUACGAAUGCGUCAAGAAGUCGAGAAGGAAAAGAAAGUCGAGCUCUGGAAGGAGGCUUUCUUUGAAAACUAUUACGGUGAAAGUUCUGGGCUCAGCUAUGAAGAAUCCAAAGAGCUGACGAAGGCUGAUCAGAAUCAGGCGACUGCCAGGACCCAGGCCCCCCCCCAUCAGACAAGACUGGCCACUCAGGCAUCAGAGGAAGCCAAGGGCAGAAAGGAGAGCAGCCAGACCGAUGCUGCUGCUAGAGACGUGAAGACAACACGGGCAUCGUCGCUGGAGCCUCCGAAAGCAACGCCUGCUGCGAAGGAACCAGUGGCCGCCAUAGAGCCCAUGAAGACACGGCGCUCCCAGUAUGCGGAGGAGCGGAGGUUGAGCGCAACGGCACAGACGGAGCCCACACCUGCAGUGAGAACACCUGCAGCAGAGAGUCGGACUGAGAAGAGAGCGGUGGCUGCGCUGCCUGAGAAGGAGCCUAAAGAGGAAGUGAAGGAGGAGAAACCCAAUCUGCCCCCGUCACCUGUGAAGAAGAGCCCUCCCCCCCCAAAGGGCAGUUCAGAGAUAAAGAAGGAUCCACCGGUGGAUCAACCGGUGGCUGUGGUUAAACCUGCUGAGAGCGAAGAGGUUCUCCCGGAGCCCGGUGGCCCCGCGGAGCCUCUGAAAAGAAAAUCUGUCAGUGAGACGGAGGCUGAGCUGACACCAGAGAAAAGACCACGGAUGUCCUCAGUUUCCUCCGUGUCUUCGGUCUCCUCCGCCUCCCCGCCAGCUUCGUCCAUAUCCAGCCCUGCGACACCGACGGCAUCGACCAAUCCGAGGGUUCCACCACUCAAGAUCUCAGUGUCAAGAAUCCUUUCCGUUCCUGUGUCCCCCAGCCAGGUCUCACCCAGGACCCCAGUUCCCGCCCCGCUCAGCAGCCCGGGCCGCACUGGUGCUCGCACUCUGGCUGACAUCAAAGCCAAAGCUCAGCUGGCCCGUGCACAGCGAACAGCGGCUGCCGCGGUGUCGUCCGCGUCCAAGGGAGCGGUGCCAGGCCCGGGGCCAGGAGGAGGCAGUGGUGAGCAGACGCAUCCUUCACCCAGGUCCUGCCCAACAUCCCCACAGACACCAACCAGGUUACAAUCCACCUCCUCCCCCGGCCAUCAGAGCAGUCCUCCUCUUUCUCGACCAGUGGACUCCUUUACUCACAUUAGCCCAAACGCGUCUCACACAUCUCAUUCAAACAAACCUCAAAAUACUUCAACACCAUCUUUAUCUGUGCAACCUAAGGGAUCGGAGAACCCAGCUCCUGGUGGAUCCUCAACCAGGACCAGCUCCUGUAUCCCGGCCAACAACCCACUGGUCACUCAGCUCCUGCAGGGCAAAGAGGUUCCGCUGGAGCAAAUCCUCCCGAAGCCACUGUCCAAGGUGGAGGUGGAGAUGGCCAACUUACCCUCUGGGAGUAAGGGGAAGACGUCCCACUCUGCUGAGCACAGGGCUGAUGUGCACAUGUCCCACCAGUUCAACACAGCAGCACGAGCUGGAGUGUUCUCUGAAUACUCAAGACAUCACAGGGAGCUUCCUGACAAGGAGACUCAGGACCAGAUCCUCCAGGCGCUGAUGCAGAGGAAGGUCCAGCAGCCCCAGCCCUAUGGAGUGUUGGGGCCUCAGUUCAAGGCCCAUCCACUGGUGCAUGCAGAGGAUCAUCAGGCCAGGAUUUGCGUUGGCUUUUUGGGUCGUAAGAGGAUUCCCAGGCCCGCCAUGACAGGUCACUACCUGCUCAACGUGUCCACGUACGGCCGAGGACCAGAGAGUAAAAGACUGCAUCAGUCUGCCAUCGCCAACACGUCUGUGUUCGGUUUAAAAAGGGAAAACCUCGAAGUAGAGCCGGUGGCGAAGGAAGAAGAACCAGUCAGGAGAGUUUUCUCUCCUGUUUCCGGGAUUAAAACGGAGCCGCAGGGAGUCACGUCAACCAAGUCAGAAGAGGCAGCACGUUUUCCACACGGCUCCGACGUGAAAACUGAGCCUGGAUCAGAGGAGGGUGCAGCUGCUGCCGACCACAGCAGCACCAGUGAGACAGCCAAAGACACCAGCCCCUUUCCUCAGUCCCACCGACGGCCCCUCCAACUCUGCAAUCAAGGAAACUCUGAGCCAUAUCUCACCCAAUUGGACGCCGGUCACCAGCAGCCGGCGGCCUUCCAAACCCAGAGGACGCUCGAUCAUCAGGAACCUGCGGUGGCUUCGUGCUUCGGUGGCACAAUCAGCAUGUCCGUACCUCACACUCUGAACCGUGACCCCGCCGGCACCUGCUCCUCCGCGUCCCCGUCCGAGGCCGACGGGAGAGGCGUCCACGGCAGCGUCAUGUCCUUCUCAGUGACCGUCACCACCAUACCCGCCGGUCACCCGCUAGACCACAGCAGCCAGGGCGAGCCCUCGCCUGAGCAGUCCUUCAUCGAGGGCUCCAACCUGGAGGAGGUGCAGUCUAAAUGUUACUGCCGCCUGAAGGCCAUGAUCAUGUGCAAAGGCUGCGGCGCCUUCUGCCAUGACGACUGCAUCGGCCCCUCCAACCUGUGCGUCUCGUGUUUAGUGGUUCGAUGACGUGAAGCUGAACCAGAAGCGCUCCAGAGAAAACAGCCAGCACGUGUGUGUGUGUGUAUGUGUGCGUGUGGUCGCUGUUGGAAAGCUGAGGAUUUACACUGGAUGGUCUUUUGUUUCACCAACGUCUGAGAGAAGUUGAUUUGUGCAAUCGUUUGGGUAGAAAUGUCGAAUCAGUUUCCAAUCAGAUGAGUAAAGUGUCAGAUGUGUGACAAAGAUACAAUCUGGCAAUGUUUGCACUUGGCUAGGAUUAGUGUUAUAUAUAUUUUUUAAUAUAUAUAUAUAUAUAUAUAUAUGUGUGUGUGUAUUUUUUUAAAAAGGAGGGGAAAUGAAUGUUGAUAUUUUUGUAGAACUUAAUGACUGUUGUGUGUUAGACUUACACUUUUGUUAUUAUUACUAUUGGGCCUAAUCAGUCGCGAUUAAAAGGCAAAAAAAAGGGCGCUUAUGAUAAUCAUGGGAUGUAGAGAACCUCCUAUUUGGCAUUUCUGCAUGCAUGGCAGGGAAGUGCAACCUACAGUAACUAUUUUUAUUAUAAAAACUCUACAUUUAUUACUGAACACACUCAGAUUCACGAACUAGAAAGAACGUGUAUAGUUUUAGAUGGAGAUUAUUAAUAAUAUGGAUUUUUUUGGAACGUCGACUUUAUAAGAAUCAACGAUCACGUUGUUUUUAACUGCUGAAGGGCGAAGCACUUGAAAACCACCUGGAGACGAGAGGAUGACUGUGUACAGCACUUAAAUCCAAACACACGGAAGAAGAAGAAUCAUUUAUAUAAAUAUAUAUAUAUAUGUUUAAAAAAAAAAAACGUUUUUACAAAUCAAGUCUUUUCCAGUUAUGGUUGAGAUGCAACGUCACAUCGUAUGAACCUGCUUUUAUUUUUACCCCAAAAUCGUCUGUAGAUAUCGUCUGGAUAGGGGUUUCCUCGUGCUUGUGUGUCUGUACACAUGGAUCAGCAGUGGCAAAGUAAAACACUCAACAGCGGGGGGGUUAUUCACUGUACAUAUUUGCUGAUGUAUAAUAUAUAUACACCUAGAUGUAGAAAGAUUUUAUUUUAUCGGUGCAGUACACUUCGCUCGAGCAUAUCCAGCUUGUUUAUUGCAAAAAAUGAUUUUCACUGUGGAAAACGUAGACGGAGAAAAAUAAGUAAAUUGUGCUAAAAUGCUUUAUUCUGAAAUGAGUCAGCACAGCACGUUUUUAGAGGAACAAUUUGGACGUGACACCGACUAACAGGAAGGUGCGACUUUUCAAACAAACCUUUUCCUGCAAACUGAGGGAGCCGCCCUCUGUGUUAAUGUGGUUUUAUGAAGUGUUACAAGCACACAAUGAUGCUGUGUCACGCACAAUGUGUGUGUGUGUUUGUGGUGUACAGCAGUGAACCAGCACGUGCUUUAUGAUCCUGUCAACACUACAAACCCAUUAAUGUGCAGAAAGGCCAGUGUGAAAUGUUCCUGCCGCAGGUUUUUCCCGGGUGCUCGUUCUCACUGAAAUUUAAAAUGCAUCAUUCAUAUUUCAGUGGUGCAAAGUAAUCUUUUUUUAUAGCAAUCAUUUCCAAGGUAAUAUGCCAAAGUCACCUUAAGAAAACAAAAAAAGAAUCCGAUCUUGUUUUUAAUGUCUGACUUGUUAAUCAAAGUAAUAUAUUUUAAUUAAUAUAUUUUAAUAUAAAUAAAAAAAUCUAUUUGCUAAUUGUUUUUGACAAAUCAACAGGGUAUUUACUAUAAUAAUAAUAUUAAUAAUAAUAUAUUGGCUGUACGCUUUUUCCUUUAAUCUAGUGGUAAGCGGAUAGACCCCCGAACAGAGACUCGCUCUAACCCAAGUUUAUAAACACAUCCAUUCAUUGUGUGUAUUUUUCCAUAGAGAUGUCGUCCAAUGUGUUGUAGCCCUCUACCUUUGUGUCAUCACCCAAUGAAAACAAAAUGUGUGUAACUCAAAGCACUAUCUUCAGUUGAGUGGAUUAAUCCCAAAUCAAUAUUUGAUGGUCUCUGGUAUAAAGGAGUUGGAGUUGUGUUGUUGGUAGAGAGCUGGUUUCCAGAUGGUAGAGCUAGAAUCUGGAGAAGUUUCCACAGAUAUAGUUUUAGUCACGUCACUAAAAAAACUGAUUCUGCUAAAACGAAGCUAAUUCACUAUCCCCCCCCUCUUUGAAUAGUUAGGUCUUCUCUUGUUGGAACGUGAUGGUAGAAAAGUGUGUGUGUGUGUGCUCACGUGGAGGUGUGUGGGGGGGGGGGGACGACUGUGACAAUAAAGUUAAUGAAGAUAUUCAAUCGCAGCAGAAACGGCAGCUCACAUCUCUGAUAAUGACUGAAACAUGAAACAUGACCCAGGAGCAGUCCUCCUCCUCUUCCACCUCCUCCUCCUCCUCAAGGUCACUGUCAAACUCACCUGUGUGUGUGUGUGUGUGUGUGUCGUAGAAGCUACCAUCACCGUUUAUUUUUAAAAAUGUCACGUUCGUCACUACAGGUGAAUUUGUAAUUUUUUUUAAACGUGUCUCGUGUCAUUUUGUCUCCAUUUUAAACUCUGGUUGAAUGUAAUAUAGUAAUCAGCACUUGUAAACAAAGUGUAUUUUAUCAAAAGUUAUAGACAAUUAUGAAUAAAUAAUGAAGAGAAAAGCA